GCACAGCAGACGGCCAAAGGUUACACGCGCAGAGCUCUCAGUGGAUAACCCGCGCCUGAUUCUUGUUGACGUCCACCUCAUUCGCCCGAUAUUGCGUAAACGACAAGCCAAAGUUACUCAAGGGUGCGACUUGGACGUGGUGUCUGAUGUAGACUCGGUUCUGAGUUGAUCCCGCGCGGUCCCCCCUCCACUCCACACCGCUGACCUUCUAUCAUUUCUCGACAGCCGGGAAAGAGGCGCUGGUCGCGGGCAUGGAUGCCGUGUGGAUGCUCCCUGUGCUGCUGGUGCUCCCGCUCCUGUUAUGGACAAGCAGCACGUUCGUUUUCUAUUUCAAAAAGUGCUUCUAUGUGGCGUACAUGAUGCUGCUGGCCGUAAUCGCCAUACCGAUUUGCAUUCUAAAAAGCGGCGGCAGGGACAUUGAGAAUAUGAGAGUCAUCCGGUUCUUGGUUAGCCAUGUGAAGUACUUCCUUGGUCUGCGCUAUCAGGUCAGCGGUUGGGAACAUCUACAGACAGACAGACCCUACGUCAUCAUCUCCAACCACCAAUCAUCACUCGAUGUGCUAGGCAUGAUGGAGAUCCUGCCAGACCGCUGCACGAUGAUCGCUAAGAAGGAGCUGAUAUGGGCUGGGACAGUGGGCAUGAUUUGCUGGCUGGGAGGAAUCGUCUUCAUUAACCGCCAAAAGACCAGCGAUGCCAAGAACGUCAUGAGUGACGCCGCCAAAACCAUGUUGGCCGACAAGAUCCGAUUGUGGGUGUUUCCAGAAGGCACACGGAAUCAGAACGGCGGACUUUUGCCUUUUAAAAAGGGAGCGUUUCAUCUGGCCAUUCAAGCACAGGUUCCCAUCAUACCCAUCGUCUUCUCUUCCUACAGUAACUUCUACCUACGAAAAGAGAAAGAGUUCAAAUCAGGAACCAUCACUCUGAAAAUCCUUCCAAAGAUCGAGACAAAGGGACUGACGGCAGAUGAUGUGACGCCGCUCUCCGAGCAAUCGUUCAGUGUCAUGCGUUCGGCCUUCGUGGAGAUCUCCGGCCAAACCUCGCAGAGCAACGGGCCAUCCACCCACUGAGCACCCUUUCAUUCGCUCCGACAACAAGGAUGGCUUGAGACUACGCCGUUGUGGUGGUGGUAAUCAUGACAACCAGGCGCUUUAGUAUCCUCUCCGACGUCCUCAUGAAGCAGGAAUACAUGUCCAUAAAUUCACCUUGACUACAGUACAUACAGCAGAUGUUAUCUUAGCCUAGUUUUGAUCUCCCGUUGGACUCCAGGGGGCGCUAAGCGGCGGAAGGGCGGGGUUUUUUUCUGGCGUGAUGCUUUAACUGCGUCCUCUUUGAUGUUGGUUCGGCUCGGACUGCUUUGUUGAGUUUUGGAGCGACUUCCUGAGAACAUUGUGGAUGUGCGUUUGACAUGCAUGCCUUUUCUAUGUUUCUCUUACUUUCAGAGAUCUACAAAGUCUCGAGGUACUUUGCUUGCAUUAUGGGAAAUCAGUGACAGACUUACAAUUCGUUUUACUUCUGUCAUUUUUGUUGUUGUUGUUGUUGUUUGUUUUUGUAUGCAAGUCUUAUGCAGGAGUAUUUUUCUUUAAAUACGUCCCUUUAUUGUUUUAUAUAACUUUGGUUUAUUGAUUUAUUGACCAAAAAGAUUGAUUUGGAAAUGUCCUAUACAUUCCAGAGUAAAGCUUUUUGUGUGGUGUCAACCAAGGAUUCAGAAAACACAAACAGAUUGUGCGCUGACUAUUAGUUCUGUUUCCUUUUUGCCAUUUAAAGGUUUAGUUUGUAACGAAUAUUUCCAUUGUCACCGUUAUCAAGUGCGGCUUCUUCCUGUGCCAAGUGUCCAAAGAGUCUCAGCCGCUGGCUGUGUAUAAAGGUAGAAUAUUGUGGAAAACACUAUUGAUAAUUGAUCUGUGAUCAGGAUUGUUUGAUUAGCGUUUAGGAGAGAAAUACAUUCCAGUUGACUUUAGUUCAGUGCUUUGCUCCUCUCCUGUUUUGGUUUGUUUUCAGGCUACAAAAUAACAUUUUAAUUUAUAAAAAUGUAUUUAACAUU
Molecule: messenger RNA, 2041 nt
Organism: Sinocyclocheilus anshuiensis
Lineage: Eukaryota; Metazoa; Chordata; Actinopteri; Cypriniformes; Cyprinidae
Product: 1-acyl-sn-glycerol-3-phosphate acyltransferase alpha-like
Exons: 6
Coding region: 252-1067 (271 amino acids)
Biological process (GO): phosphatidic acid biosynthetic process
Cellular component (GO): membrane; endoplasmic reticulum
Molecular function (GO): 1-acylglycerol-3-phosphate O-acyltransferase activity
Source: RefSeq, a predicted model, not a curated record